Pocillopora meandrina is the source of this 927-nucleotide messenger RNA. The record is from the annotation of a GenBank genome assembly. NCBI's taxonomy places the organism in Eukaryota, Metazoa, Cnidaria, Anthozoa, Scleractinia, Pocilloporidae.
AUGGAUUUUAACUCAUGGAACAUAUUCUGGAAUAUAUGUUUUGGUGUAUUGGGGACUUUGAUCAUUGCAGGGAAUGUUCUCACCAUCUGGAUAUUCUUCAAACAGAGACGCCAAAAACGCUCUUACUCUCUUCUCAUAAGCUUAGCUGUUGCCGACUUGCUGGUUGGGAUUUUCGCUGUCCCUUUCUAUAUAAAAUCAUUUGUAUCACCGGGAUAUCCAUGGUCAUGGUCCGUGCUUGCUGACGUUUCCACUGGGAUAACGUCCAUCUAUACCCUUGCUGUCAUUUCCUUGGAAAGAAUGUACGCCGUCGGUUGGCCUCUUCGUCACAGAACUCUGAACUAUCGUGUAUACGUCUGCGCUAUUAGCAUACCGUGGAUCAUAGCGGCAAUAUUUACUACUGCAUUGGUGUUACAGGCGCUUGAUAUAAUAGGGAGGGAGGUUUACUUGUAUUGUCUUUUUUUACUUCCUGGAAUCCCUCUAAUAACUGUAUGUGUAGCAAACUUUGUUGUUUGGAAGAAGCAGAAAUCGCCAUUUCGCAACCAGAAUCAUAUCAAAAGAGAAGUGAAAUUAGCGAAGACACUAGCUCUCAUAACAGGAACAUCACUUUUUACCUGGCUUCCUUUUCAAAUUCUAAAUAUUUUGUCUGGAUUGAAAGUCAUGAAAAAUGUUCACCAUUUUGGAUUCGUAUUUUUUGUUAUCAAAAUUUUACAGUUUAGCAAUUCAUUUGUGAACGUGAUAAUUUAUCCGUUCAGAAUCCCAGAAUUUAGGCGCACUUUAUUCCAGACACUUAAUUUCUGUGUAAUUCCCUUUAGAAGAUCCAGCACUGAGAUAUCUCCAUCAGCCGAGCCCAGUUCAGUUGUGUCCUUGAUAACGUUUACAAAUUCGACAUUUUCACUAUCCAACUUUCACCAGAAAAGUUCGCUUUAG